Messenger RNA from Apis cerana (Asiatic honeybee), 4419 nucleotides. RefSeq names its product dynein regulatory complex subunit 7. Gene Ontology annotation, cellular component: motile cilium. The record is from RefSeq and is a predicted model, not a curated record. Gene Ontology annotation, biological process: flagellated sperm motility. NCBI's taxonomy places the organism in Eukaryota, Metazoa, Arthropoda, Insecta, Hymenoptera, Apidae.
UCUUUUUUUAUUUAUUAUUUGCUUCGUUAAAAUUAAUAAUUUUUUAAGUAUUAAAUUAAAGAUUAAUCGAGAGACUCGAUUGUUAUUUACGAUUUAUCGAUUCUUUUCAUCUACAAUAAAUUUUCAAUAUUAGCUUAUUUAUUCAAGAUUCUUCCGCGCAGUCGAACUAAAAAACGCAAAAAUCAUUCAUUUUAAUCAUGACAAAUUGAUAUUCGUCAUUGGCAUAAUUUUUGGUGCUACUCUCAUAACAUGAUCUCAAGUUAACAUGAUGUUCUUUAACUUUUGGAUAUUUGAAGAUGACGAAUAACAGCAAUGUAUAGGAAAUUACGUUUCUUAUUAACGUUUCUCAAAAUCAACGCAUAAUUGUAAACUCAUAAUAGCUUAAAAGAUUCUCCAAUAUUUAUAUAUAACAUCAUAUAUAUUUACAUUACACACUUUCUGCAUAUUACAACACGUGUUUCGUUAUUAUUUUCUUUUUUAUCUAAAUAAUUAACUUUUAUACAAACGAAACAACGAUCGUAAAAAAUAUAGUCGAUACUAAAAAAGAAAUGAUCCGAUUUCGCAAUCCAUCUGCAACGAAGUAUUCUUCGAAACAGAAUCAAUAUUCUUACAUUUAGUAUCUUUCAAUGAAGAAAAUAUCAUUUCUCGUUACUUAUGAUUUUCUUUUCGAUUUUCAAAAAAAAGAAUAAAUUAAAAAAUUAUGCGAAUAUGUUGGUAUUUUGUUUCCUUUUUCUAGUUUAUUCUUUUAAUAAAUAUUUCUCUCUAUUUAUUGUAUAAAGAUAUUAUUUUUCGUAUAAAAAUUAAAAUAUGUUAUAAAAAAAAUUAUCAGUUAUUCAAAAUUUAAGUUUUUCAAAUGUUAUUUUAUAUGUAACGAGGAAUGUCAUUCUUGAUAGAUUAAGUUUCUCAUUAUUAUUAUUUUUUCUUAUUCGUUUGUUCUUCAUUUAAUGCAACUAUAAUGGAAAUAUAACUGUAUAAUAGGAAUCAUUCUAAUACACCCGAAAAAAUUUCCUUUUCUACAAUCUAAAUAAUAAAAAUAAACUUCGCUAUACAUUUAUUCAUACAUGCUUCAAAUGUUCUACAAUAUAUGUUAUGCACUUUGCGUGCAAGUGCACGGUCACAGUCUUAUUUACACGUACCAUCAUUUGACAGUACUUUCUUCACUUUGGUUUUCUGUCAUUUGUCAGUUUUUAUAAAUAUACAUUGCUAACUGCAAGAUUAUUUCCUUUCAGUGUACCUAACGUUUCGCGCAUUACGUGAACACGAUAGGAACAAUCAUUUUAUGAAACGAUAUUUUCUCAGAAAAAAAAAAAGAGAGAAUAAGAAAACUUAUAAAUGCUUCGAAAAUCUUGAAAAAGUUUUCAAAUAUAUCGAUAAAACUAAUAUGGCGGAUCGACAGUAACGAAUUUGUUUCACAACAGUAGCACAUGAGAGAGGGGGAGAGGGGGAGAGAGGGAGGGAGGGAGAGAGAGAGAGAAGAAAAAAGAAUAAAUAUACGAAAGACAAAAAAAAAAAAUCUCUUUCUUGGAACUAAUCUUGCUAUAACAAAGUAAUGUUAAGAAUAAGAAAACAAAAUCAUGAUAGGAAGUGUCUUUAUAAGUUUAAAUCGCUUUUUGUGCAGAAAUUUAUGUCUACGACUAUUAAACGAAGUACACUGCCAUACCCGGAACUGUACACGUGGCAGGAGUGCGGAAAAUUUGUCAGUGACUACGUUAAGUACGAACCACUGAACAAACCACUCAAAAUGCCAAAGCAAGUGCGUUCACCUACAUGGGUGCAGAAGUUUCGAAAAGGCAAUUGCUUUGAAUGUGCAACAUUUCUUACUAGCUUGUUACUAGGUCAAGGGUAUAAUGCAUUUGUAGUAAGUGGUUAUGCAUCUAGAGAACAAGCACUUUGUGAUUUGACAAGACGAUCAUGCCCUUAUAUACCACAACCGGAAAAAAAAUUUCAAGAAGAUACGAUACGUCCCGAAAUUACCAAAUACAAACUUAAUCUCAAUGUAGAAUAUAAAAAUCAAUUUUUAUCAGAAUCGGAAGAAGAAAAAGCUAGAAAAUUACAAGAAAAAUUAUUAAUAGCUGAAAAGGAGCAACAAAAUUUAAUUGAAGAAUUAGAGCAACUUCCAAUAGAUGAAUAUUGGGGACAUAGAAUACAUGCUUGGGUAGCGAUAUUACCAGAAUUAGGUGGAUUGAGGGAUGAAGAAAUUCCUUGUCCAUUAUUUAUUGAGCCUACCACUGGUGUAUCUUACGAAGUUACAGACGACGAUACAGCUCAAUUAUACCUCGGUGUAGAAAGUAUAUGGAACGAUCAAAAUUAUUGGGUAAAUAUGCAGGUAUCUGUACAAUCGUGCGUAAACAUAGAAUGGGAUUUAAUGAAAGUAGAAUUAUGGGAACAUUUGCUUCCCGGAGAACCAUGGACAACACAUGCAGGAGAAAUUGAUGAAGAAUCUGCUAUGCGUCAAGAAAAACAUUUGGAUAUGCCAUUAUCAUACGUUAAUCAAAUAAAUAUUAGCGAAGAAGAAUUUGAGAAACGAUUCCCAAAUGGUAUGAAAAUAGUAUUGUAUAAAAAAACAAAAGUUGAAUUUUACGCACCAUAUAUUCAAACAGAUGGAUUGAUACAACGAAUUACUACAUACGAUAAUGACAUGAAUCCUAUCGAUAUAUAUGAAAAUUAUAGAAAUAGAUCUGAUAAUCUCAUAGAAUCACGAAGAAAUAUGGUUGACGGUACUGUCAUAGAUUAUUAUACAAGAGGUCGAGUUGAUCAGUGUAAAGAACAUCGAUAUUUUUUAUUGAAUAAUAUCAAUGUAGAUAGUGAGCGAAUUUUAGAUUUUUAUUACGUUGCUCGUUUCGAUGGAUUAUCUAAAUUCGAAAUGCAUCCAACUUAUUUAACGCAACACUUUGUCGAUCGUGAUGAUUUUCUAUAUUAUCGGCAUGUAGAAUUUUUACAAGACAAAAAAGGUGAAACUCAAGAUAUUCAUUAUCGACAUAUUUCGAAGAUUGUCGAAAAAUUUAAUAGAGAUGAACGAAUAAAAGCAAGUAAAAAUAUAGCAAUCCGUGAAUUUGCUAUUGAUGAUAAUGAAAUACAUCUUACUUAUCAUUAUUAUCCAGGCAAUUUUACUAGAGCUUUGCGAACAUAUAUAAAACCACCAUUAGCAGAAAGGGGAGAACGAUUGGAUCUUAAUCCAGCAAUGACACAUGGAUAUAAUCCUCUAAAUGAACCUGAUAAGGCUUUAGAUUUAUUAUACGAACUAGAUGCACAAUUAAAAGAAGAGGAUAUAUCUAUAUCUCAAGUUAGAGCGGCGGAAAAAGAAAUGUUUUCUUUUCUCGAGAUAAGAAAAAGUGAAUAUUUAACGCCAAAACUGUUGAUAUCUAUAUAUGAUAAACUUAGGGAAUCGGAAUCUCUAAUAGAAGCAUUGAAGAAACAAAGUCUAAAAGAUAUCACGGAAGAAAUAAAUUAUUUGAAGCCAUAUUUGGCUCGUUUAGGAAAUCCAUCGGAGCUAUCAGAAGCUGAAGCAUACUUAAUACAAUAUGCAUGUAUUCGUGAUUAUAAACAAUUACUUAUACGUAGGGCGAAUAAAAUCUUACAUGAAUUUGAGAAAUAUUCGCAAGAAUUAGUGAAAACGCAAGCAUUGAUAUUACAGGAAGAAGAUUUAACUCGCGAAGAAGAAGAAAAAAUAUUAGAAAAAAUAAAUGAAAUAAGUUUUUAUUUACAAACUUUAGAAAACAGAUUAAAUCGUCAUAGAGAUUUGGUUCCUAUAAAAUACAAAAUGUUGAUGAAUAAUUUACAACAAAAUCCACAUCUUGCGAUAAUUAAAGAAAGUUUAAUGUAUUUUUGAAAAAAAGCAGAUAUAUAGUAUAAACAAUUUAUUUUAUUGAAAAGACCAAGAACCCAUUUGUCCAAUACAUCGACCUAAUAUAAAAUAAUUUUAUAUUAUAAAAAUCUUAAAUUUUUAACAAAUUUUUACAUGUUAUUUACCUUCAUCAUCAAAAGUGGCUAAUGUAAAUUUACUAAGUUUAUUAGUAAAACUUCCAGUAUUGGAACCAAUCAUAUGGUCUGUUAAACGAUCACUAUUCGCAAUAUCACUAUUAUUUCUAUGACGACGAUGUUCUUCAGCAAAGCCAGAAAUCAAAAUAUCCAUCAUUAUUGCCUUAUAAUAAAAUAAAUUUUAGUAAUUUAAAUUAUUAAAGUUAACUUUUCUAGGAAUAAGUCAUACUUGUCUUGAGAAUACUUGUAGAAUUUUAUAAACUUGUGUUCCAUUUUCUCGCACAGGAAACUGUAGAAAUAAACAUGGUAGACAAUCCGGAUUAUUUUCAUCUGAAGGUUUCGCCAUUUCCCAACUUAACUCUGAAUAUCUUAGACCCAAUAAUAAACUCUGUAAAAAAGUUAUUUGUAAUGUAUUAUAUGAAUAAUAAUUAAUAUAUAAUA